AUGUUUAGUCCACUUGUUACUCGGCGUAAUGGAAAAAAGCAGGCAUGCGAGCCUUGUCGGCGCCGAAAAGUGGCGUGCGACCACGGUUAUCCAAUAUGUCGCCGUUGUAGGAAACGGCCGAAUGGUGCAUCUGCGUGUUACUAUGCAUCGCCUGAACAAGCAGCGACCCCCUCUCGAUCGAGACUUUCUCAGCAACCAGUGUCUGAAGCAUCGGCUUUGAACUCCGAGGCCGCGGUCCCCUCAGCUCAGACACGGAAUUUUGGACCUGAUGAUGGGCUAUGGAGCUCACCUGCUGCGAGACCGCCGCAGGGCUUUUUUGGACCUACAAGCUUUCCUGCGGCGUAUCAGGAGACUGAAGCGAGUUUAGCUGCGCAAGGCCCCUGGGUUGCAGAAGCCAAUGCUCCUCCUUCACCAUCAGUCUCGGCUCCACCGUCAGUGGCUGAGUUACAAAGCAUGGUAAGUAUGGAUCAAGGAGCAAGCCAACUGGCCACCAAAGUCCUCCAAGCACUACCUGAAAAGUCUCUCCUGUAUAGAUCCAGACCUGAGGUUAGCCUUGACGAUGACUGGUUGGCUAGCGUUGGUGAUAGACUCCUAACUAGUACCUGGGACACAUUCAGAUCUUAUCUUGGCGAUAAAGCGAAUACAGUAAAGUUGCGCGAGAUGGGAAGUAAAAUAUGUAUCAACACACGAAAGACACUGAGGGAGGAUCAGGAUGACCCGGUUGCAUGGAUAGAAAGCCUCUCUGGCCCCAACCUAAGGUGGGAAACUGUUGGCGUCAUAUUUCUCUACACAGCUCUCAGCGAGUUAUCAACUACUUCAAAUGAAGAGUCAAAGAGGAUUAUACGUCACUGCACCGAGUACUGCGCUUCCUGUAUAACUCUUGCGAACAUGGGCGGGAGUUCUGGUACUCUUAUGCUGUUUCUGAUGUACAAGCGGUCUGUUCUCCAUGCGUGGAUGCAUGGCGAGACAAGCCUGCCGUACUGGAAGUUUCACGCCGAGACAAUAGCGAUGUUGACGUUUUCCGGACUCCAUGACAAUCGGUCCAAGUCGUCACAAAACGUGUCAUCAGUACCGACCGAGAUCCGCAAGCGUAUAGGAUGUCAAAUCUUCAUAGUCGACAAGUUUCUAGCAACCUUUGUUGGGAGACCGCCUCUUCUGACACGCAAGUUCUGUUCUAUCAAGUCUCCACUUGACUUGGAAGAAUCAGCCUUGCUCUCCGACAAAGAGACCUUCCAGAGGCAAUCUCAACGCCUAGACCUGGAUGGAUGGAACACAGAUGGUCGUAUCUACUCGAGCUCGCUUUUGCGCGUUCGCAUGAUGAUUGCGCUCGUCAGAGACGAGAUCCUCGAAAUUGUACUCGCCCAGGACACACAUUCCAGCAUAACAUACAUCAUGACCCUCAAAGAGAAACAACUUGAACUCUACAGGCAGUUACCUCAUCACUUUCUCUGGGAUACUGCCCAGGAAGAAAUAAGAGAAAUAAACCUUGAAAAAGGAUACCCAAAGCUGCUGAUAAGACUUGAUCAUUUGCUGAACAUGUUCCUCCUCCAGCGAUUGUUCGUCAAGCACGGUCAUCCAAGAAAUGAGCUUCUGCGAACCAGUUUCGAGAUGGUGGUUUUGACGUUGAACUUUUGGGCCCAGAAGCAUAUAUGGGCUGCUUUGCAAGGUAAAUGCCGGUGGAUAAUCAUGGGAUAUGCUACUCUCGCUGGAGCUGUCUUAUGCAUGGAACUCAUAGAGCCCGUCCCAGUUACCAUAUCACCACAGGAUAGCAUCAUCGCCAGCGAGACAUAUUCUCGAUCAUCAAUCAUUCAGCAGCUCAGCCUUCUAUUGGGAUAUCUCAAGACAUCAUGCCCGUCGCAAACGCAUUGUUCAGUGGCGCAUAAUGUUAGGGGCGUGAUAAAGAAGGUCCUUGACCAUAUUCUGAAUAAUCAGACUGUCACUCAACCGAUGGUAGAGUUUGGUGGAUUAGAAUUUGGUGGUAAUUGGGAUUAUUUCUCGUCUUUUAGUGCGCUGGAUAACUUUGACUGGCUGAUGGAGGAGCGUGGCAUUGAGGAGACCUCUGGCAUGCAGUAG
Molecule: messenger RNA, 2073 nt
Organism: Fusarium odoratissimum NRRL 54006
Lineage: Eukaryota; Fungi; Ascomycota; Sordariomycetes; Hypocreales; Nectriaceae
Exons: 4
Coding region: 1-2073 (690 amino acids)
Biological process (GO): DNA-templated transcription; regulation of DNA-templated transcription
Cellular component (GO): nucleus
Molecular function (GO): DNA binding; zinc ion binding; DNA-binding transcription factor activity, RNA polymerase II-specific
Source: RefSeq, a predicted model, not a curated record